Molecule: messenger RNA, 897 nt
Organism: Mycotypha africana
Lineage: Eukaryota; Fungi; Mucoromycota; Mucoromycetes; Mucorales; Mycotyphaceae
Exons: 6
Cellular component (GO): cytoplasm
Molecular function (GO): glycerophospholipase activity
Source: RefSeq, a predicted model, not a curated record
ACUGCGAAUACCACAGAGUCAGAAGGGAAAUUAGAAGAAAUAACAAAGCAACCAUUAGACAAGCAUUGGAAUUUAUUGGGGCCUUACUUGGGUCAAUAUGUUGUAUACACUAGCAAAGACGCAGCCCAUUUAUUAUCUAACAGUACAAGCAGUAAGUUUGCACAGAGCAUUAUCACCCGCUUUACAAGCAAACAAAAUGUGAGAGGAACGAAAUUGGUUAGAGGAUACCCGGCUGUGGAAGAAUAUAUCUCCAAAAAGUCCAUUACAAAGCUAUCAAAGAAAAAGAGUCAUCACCAGCAAAACGAAAAACAUCAGUUAGAAGAGAAUGAAGUUAACGAUUAUGAGAAUGAGUAUAGUGAGGAAGAAGUCAGAAAGAUCGAUCAUCUUAUGUUUGUUAUCCAUGGCAUUGGUCAAAAAAUGACAGAAAGAACAGGACAAACAUUUGUCCACGAUGUAAAUGUAAUGAGGAAAACGAUUAAAACAGUUUAUAAUGCAGCGAUAUCUACAACAUCCACACCGAAUAAACCCAACGGUAUCCAAGUAUUACCCAUCAUGUGGAGACAGGACAUCAAAUUCGGUAUGGCAGCAGAUGAUGAAGAAGAAGGGACAGAAGCUGAUCUAGGUACGGUCGGAACAGAAGAUGGUCGUCCUACAUUGGAUGAACUGACAUUGGAUGGUGUUCCUAAUUUAAGGACAGUGGUCUCUGACGUCCUAAUGGAUAUCCCUUUGUAUAUGACGCCACGAUAUCGUGAAAUGAUGACCCAGAUCAUCUCGACCGAAAUCAACCGAGUCUUUAAACUCUUCAUCGAUCGGAAUCCUGAGUUCCUGGAACAGGGCAAGGUAUCUAUAUUUGGCCAUUCACUAGGGGUAAGAUUGAACAAAGUUAAAGUCGGAUAA